This is a messenger RNA of Nilaparvata lugens (brown planthopper), 2209 nucleotides long. RefSeq names its product probable low-specificity L-threonine aldolase 1. Gene Ontology annotation, cellular component: cytosol. Gene Ontology annotation, biological process: glycine biosynthetic process; L-threonine catabolic process. Bases 297 to 1595 code for a protein of 432 amino acids. The transcript has 11 exons. Gene Ontology annotation, molecular function: L-allo-threonine aldolase activity. The record is from RefSeq and is a predicted model, not a curated record. Lineage: Eukaryota; Metazoa; Arthropoda; Insecta; Hemiptera; Delphacidae.
UGCUGAACGAAAGAUAAGUUUUUCUGAAAAUGUAUCAUUCCUACUGUCGAACGAGUUUUUUGAGCUUGAUAACCCUUUCCUUUGAUACUUUUUUUAGCGUUAAGUUGAUCUUCUAAUGAUGAGUUACAAAGAUAAUAAUAUCUUGGGUCAUCGGAAUGUUUAGAAAUAAUGUUGAUAAACUCAACUUUGUAACAAUAAAUGACGAAAGAUAUCAAUAAACAAGCCUCUUUCUCUGUGAACAAGCAACCGGUGAAGUUCGUGUUGUGAUUGAGCUGUGUGUUCUCCACAAUACCGGAAUGUAUUCCAAUAACAGAAAUCGCUACAUGCCAGCCAUGUAUCCUGACCAAGCGUCUUGUUCACCACCGUUUGAUGGAUUUAUUAUGGGAAAUCACAACAGAAGGUCUGACACAGAAUACACCCUCAAAUCGUACAAGUUGAACUUCAGCAUGUAUGGAGCAGAGAAUCCAACAAGAGUGUCGAUUCCGGCAGUUGAUUUCAGAAGCGACACAGUAACAAGACCAACGCAAGAGAUGAGGCAAGCCAUGUUUGAAGCUGAGGUUGGAGAUGAUGUUAUGGAGGAAGAUCCUACUGUAAAGAUACUUGAAAAGAAGGUAGCAGCUCUGUGUGACAAAGAAGCUGGACUCUAUGUUUCCAGUGGCACCAUGGGAAACUUAGUGGCAAUAAUGGCUCACACCGCUCAUGUGAGGGGAGCAGACAUUAUUGUCGGAAGCAAAUGCCAUAUUGUCCGUUAUGAGCAAGGAGGUGCUGCUCAAAUUGGAGGAGUGACACUGAACGUUGUGCCGAACAACCCGGAUGGAACAUUCGACAUCGACGAAAUGCUGACCCAGAUCCACGAGGGGGAACAUGACGUGCAUUACCCGGUUACUGCGCUCAUCUGCGUCGAGAACACCCACAAUGCUUGCGGGGGGCGCAUACUUCCUCUCAGCUGGCUCAGCAGUAUCGUCGAAAUUGGCAAGGAGAAGAACAUCCCUCUGCACAUGGACGGAGCCAGGCUGUUCAACGCUGUUGUGGCUCAGGGAGUGUCAGCCGCCGAGAUCACACGUGGAUUCUCAUCAGUCAGCAUCUGUCUCAGCAAAGGCCUCGGCGCUCCUGUCGGAUCAGUGCUCGUUGGAAGUCAGGACUUCAUCAAAAAAGCUCGCCGUAUCAGGAAAGUUCUGGGAGGAGGUAUGCGACAGGUCGGUGUGAUAGCUGCUGCUGGACUCUAUGCUGUUGAAAACAACAUCAAACGACUGGCCGAAGAUCACUACAACACCCUCACUCUGGCUAACGCGAUUGCCGAACUGAAGAGUGACCUGGUAAAAGUGAACCUGGAAGUGGUUGAAACCAACAUUCUCUUCAUUUACUUUGACAACAGUCAGCUGACUCCUGAGGAAUUCUGUAGCCGUAUGGUCAAGGUAACUGAAGAAGAAAGAAACGCAUUGGGAGACAACGACGUUUGCGCCGUCCAAAUGUUCUCGAUGGACUCAUUCUCCGCCCGCAUCGUGCUUCACAGCAACUUGACAGCGCGGGACGUUAAACUCGCCAUGAAAAAGUUUCAGUUUGUCAUCAAAGAGUUCAUGUCACGGACUCUCUAAAAUUCAAUUAAAAUUAUGUGACGUCACCUAUAGAUUAAAUAAUUAACAACUCUAUAGGGUUUUGUGAUUCCCGGUGUAAUUAUUUUCUAGUAUAAAAAGCCAAACGUAUUUAUUAGCGAGUAUCAAAUAAACUCAAAUUAUUUCAAGAGCUUUGAAAAUAAUUAAUCUACAUAAACAGAUAAAUUUCAAUUUCUUAAAUAUUCUGCAAUCUGCAAAUAAUAUAUUUUUAUUUGGCAACGCUGAGUACAUUUUUAAAUUGCUAACACAUCAUUGAAUAACGUACGGUACUCGUUCUAUUUUUCCAACACAAAAUCUUAUCCUUAGUUUUUGUUAGUGUAUUGAUAUUUUCAAUCAUAAUAUAUUUUAUAUUCAUCACCUACUAAUAAAAUAUGUUAGAUUGCAUAAUAUAAAACAUUAGUAAACUAUAUCCAUUCAUAACAUAAUAUUGUGACAAGUUUUAUUGUGAUAUUUACCCAUUGUAGAAUAGUGAAUGAUGAUUUUCAUCAAUAAUAUAUUUUUGCAAUAAAUGCAUGCUUCUGAGUUUUUUCAAGUUUGUAUUUAGAAUUUAGUACGUAGUUGAACAUUGAAUAAAUGUUUGUUUUAAAUAAAUAAUC